This is a messenger RNA of Carica papaya (papaya), 730 nucleotides long. RefSeq names its product Calcium-binding EF-hand family protein. The record is from RefSeq and is a predicted model, not a curated record. NCBI's taxonomy places the organism in Eukaryota, Viridiplantae, Streptophyta, Magnoliopsida, Brassicales, Caricaceae. Gene Ontology annotation, molecular function: calcium ion binding. Gene Ontology annotation, cellular component: myosin II complex.
ACCUCACGUCUGCAACUAACCACCUUCUCCCAUACUUAGAAAUCUCACAAAAUUUAUCCAUUAAUCAAACCCUUUUCUUCUUUCUCUCCUCUUCUCUUCUGCAUCCCAUCAAUGAUUAUGGCUGCCAUCCAAUCCGACCAGCUCGCCCAACUCAAACACAUCUUCACCCGCUUUGACAUGGACUCCGAUGGCAGCCUCACCCAGCUCGAGCUCGGCGCUCUGCUCCGAUCCCUCGGAAUCAAACCCACCGGCGACCAACUCCAUCUCCUCCUGGCUAAUAUUGACUCCAAUGGAAACGGAUCUGUUGAGUUCGACGAGCUUAUCAGCGCCAUUUUACCAGAUAUGAACGAGCAGGUCUUGAUUAACCAGGAGCAACUCAUGGAGGUAUUCCGGUCAUUUGACAGGGACGGAAACGGCUACAUCACCGCCUCUGAGCUCGCCGGGUCCAUGGCUAAAAUGGGUCACCCUUUGACGUACAGGGAGCUAGCGGAUAUGAUGAGAGAAGCCGAUACAAAUGGCGAUGGUGUCAUUAGUUUUCAUGAGUUUGCUAACGUGAUGGCAAAAUCUGCUGCUGAUUUUCUAGGACUCACCGUUGCAUAGCCGGCUAUGUAUAUUUACAUAAGUUUAGGCAUUUUCUUGUUAAUUAAUUAAUUAAUAAUCCAUUAUGGAUGGUUCAUGUUGGAUCCAAUAUUUAUCAUUAAAGUAUAUGUGAACCCUUUUGACCGAUCUA